Molecule: messenger RNA, 1999 nt
Organism: Penaeus monodon (black tiger shrimp)
Lineage: Eukaryota; Metazoa; Arthropoda; Malacostraca; Decapoda; Penaeidae
Gene: Kaz
Product: E3 ubiquitin-protein transferase MAEA-like
Biological process (GO): proteasome-mediated ubiquitin-dependent protein catabolic process
Cellular component (GO): cytoplasm; GID complex; nucleus
Molecular function (GO): ubiquitin protein ligase activity; protein binding
Source: RefSeq, a predicted model, not a curated record
UACAACCAAUGUCACUAAUUACCCGCGAAGAGAUAACAGCGACGCCGUAAUUUGCAUUAGAUUUGAUUACAGGUUGCGAGGUAAAAUCGUCUCCAAAUCCGAACACAGAGUAGCCAUUUGUUUACACUCGUCAGCUGGGAGACAAAGAGAACGUCGAGCUGAUUUUCCCUCGAAAAGAUCUGCCAUAGAUUCAGCAUGGCUGAUGUUACCUCUAUAGAGCACCCUACUCUCAAGGUACCAUAUGAUGUCCUGAACAAGAAGUUUCGCUUGGCGCAGAAGACCCUGGAUAGGGAAGUGUGCCAUGUGACAACCGCAGUCUCAGAGCUUGAGAGGGUCCUCUUCACAGAUAACCGUAGUGCCUCGCAUAUCUCGUCUCUACUAGGGGGUGUAGUGGAAAAGUUGUCUUCCUUUAAACGAAAGGCAGAAGAGGCAACGCAGGAGGAGAUCGAGUGUGGACGUGUUGUCAAGCGACGUGUUGAUCAUGUGAAGGAACACGACUCUCUCAGUCCUUCUGUUGUGGCUGAGUGGAAGCGUACCAGAUUGGAUCGACUUUUAGUAGAGUAUUUGCUUAGAGCAGGUUGCUACUCCACCGCAACUAAGUUGGCCAGCACACGAGGGAUUGAAGGGCUGACCAACCUGGAUGUGUUCCUAGUAGCCCGAGAAGUGGAGCAGUCCCUAGCUUGCCGUGACACAACCAAGUGCCUUGCCUGGUGCCACGAUAAUAAGAGUAAAUUGCGGAAAUUGAAUUCUUCUCUAGAAUUUAACGUCCGAAUGCAAGAGUUUAUCGAGUUGAUCAAGAGUGACCGUCGGAUGGAAGCAAUUCGGCAUGCAAGAAAGCACUUCACUGGACAGGAUCCUGCUCAUUUACCAUCUAUACAAAGGUGUAUGGCACUUAUCGCCUUCCCCUCCGGCACUGAUGUUAGCCCUUACAAAGAAUUGCUCUCAGAUGUACGGUGGGAUCAGCUGAUUGAACAGUUUAGAGCAGAGAAUCUCAAGUUGUACCAGCUUUCCUCACAGUCUGCCUUUUCUGUUGUACUUCAGUCUGGUCUCUCUGCGCUGAAGACUCCACACUGCUAUAGGGGUGCAACCGGUCACAACCCAGACUGUCCUGUGUGCCAGCGUUCUCUGAAUGCGUUGGCAGCUCCUCUUCCUUACGCCCACUGCUCACAGUCUCGGCUCGUGUGUCACAUAAGCGGGGACCAGCUCAAUGAAAACAACCUGCCGCUUAUGUUGCCAAAUGGAUAUGUUUAUGGGCAGAAGGCACUUCAACAAAUGGCAAACGAGAACAACGGCACGAUUGUCUGUCCACGAACACGACAAACUUACAAUAUUCGAGAUGCUGAAAAAGUGUUUGUGAUGUGAGCAUCUUUGAUCAGUUUAGGAUACGUUUGUAAGAUUAUAAAACAUCUAACACAUGUCAUAAAGUAUGCCAUACUGUUCUUAUUCUUAUCAUCGUUAUUCUUUUAUAAUACAGUAAUUGCUUUUUAAUGGAAUUUACACUGUUGUACAGUGUCUUUAGUUAUUAUUUUUUUCUAGAGACCUAAAGAUAACAAAUGGAACUUGAUACAGAUUCUUUGUCAAGAUUGUUAUCAUUUAGGAAAGAUGAGAAAAAAAUCACAUUCUCUUUCUUCUACCUUAGAUCUAUAAUUUAAGGAUUAAUUGAUUAAGUUGCAAGUAUUUUGUGUUGUUGAUCAAGCUACUUUGUUUUUAGAAGCUGGAUCUUUGCAUGCUGUUCAUCUUUUUUAUGUAAGAAUAAGUCUAUCAGGGAUAUAAGAUAUGAGAUUAUCUGGAAACCAAGUUGCAGCCAUGACAGGGAUAUCAUUUUUUCUUUUUUUCCGUAUCUUUGUUAGCAUUGUUUAAAGAGCUUUUCGAGUUGGAGUUUGUUCUUUUAAGUUGCCACAGUUUAGUUCUUAUGUUUUGGGUGUUGAGCCAGAGGGGUUUAUGGAUAUGCUGCUCACUUACUGGCUGCAUUUAUGAUAUGCAGGGAAUGCAGUCCAUU